AUGGUGAGAUGACCCACCGUCUAGGUUCUACAACCCAGUGGGGAUAUUUCCAAUGAAUAUACCUGUAUAAUAUAGUGGGUAUGUUUCCAACACUUAAUUUUCAUGUAUAUUGCUGUAUGAGAAGUGUUGAAACCCUGUCUCCAUCUCUCCAAGCCUGAGAAUCUGCUCCUAGCCAGUAAGCUGAAGGGAGCAGCUGUGAAGUUGGCAGACUUUGGCCUGGCCAUCGAGGUGCAGGGAGACCAGCAGGCAUGGUUCGGUGAGUACCAGUCAGUCACAAAACAUCUAUUCAAAUAUCCCCAACUUAGAUGUCCAUUUGGUGACUUGUUUUAAACAAUAGAAACAAAUAAAGAAAUAAGGCCUUGUUGACAAUUAUAAAACAUUUUGACAGUAAUACGUCUCCAUUAAUUUGAUCUCCAUGCAUUUGAUGUUGUUUAACAUAUACUACAUCACCCCAGGGUGUAACUAAGCAUUUACUGUUCAUCACAGAUCCCUGUUUUAUUAUAAACAAUGUCUAAACCCACACAAGCUUUAGAGUACUUUGAUGUUUACUUAGUCUUCAAAGCCAACGCUUCACCACCACUACUGAAAUGAAGUCUCUUGUGUGAAACAUUGAGGAGUGUCAGUGCUCUGGGUUUAUAGUGCAGGUUUUAAAAGGUGGAUAAACAGGGUUAUUUCCCUGCUAAUCCCACAGAAUGGAGGAAUAAUUAUCCUAAUCCCCUGGGCUGGCUGUCACCUGAGAAUCAUCUACCCACUUCACUGGUGGUACUUGGAGUUCUUUUAGAUAAGUGGGUUGCGUUUCUUUGGCGGGGAGCCACAUUGAGCACCCAAGAGGGCCGUUCCAGUGGAGAAGUUUUGGGAGCUUGUUAACCGUGGCCCAUAAAUGUUGAAUUUUGGAUUUAUUUGACCUCUAAUCAGCUAAUGUGGCAUUAUUUUCAUUUAUGUAGUUCAUUUAUGAUGUCUCAUCUCUGUUCCAGGUUUUGCGGGAACCCCAGGCUACUUGUCCCCAGAGGUUCUGAGGAAAGACCCCUAUGGGAAACCUGUGGACAUGUGGGCCUGUGGUAAGGAACUUCCCAACAGAACAGUCUCUUUGACUUUGAGGAAAGGCUAGUACCGACUAUGAAGAGCCAACAUGGUUCUUACACAGACGAUGAGUUCCUCCAGUUCACACCCCUUGAAUUAAUCACUGCAGCUGCUCGUUACAUAACUCAUCAAGGGCCAGGCCACCUGGGCUUUACAUGUCUAGAACACACUCAUUCACACAUGAGUCCCAGGUGACAAUGGCAGCGUUCGAUUAAGCUGAACCGCGGUGCACAGGUCUAUGGCCCGUGACGUGAACGGGCAAAAGCGGUGAGGGAGGAGUGCCCUUCUCAAAUCUAAAAGUAAUUUGCGUCGCUCGGUCGUGUUGCAUCGUUCAGAAACAUUUAGCAUCAUUUUCCCAUAAAAUAUAUGUUUGAAUUUUCAAACUAGUUUUCAUUGGGAAGGCAGAUGAAGCAUUUUUAUCAAAAGCAAUCACCUUUGCAUGUGAAAACACUCCUGAGUGGCGCAGUGGUCUAAGGCACUGCAUCGCAGUGCUAGCUGUGCCACUAGAGAUCCUGGUUCGAAUCCACGCUCUGUCGUAGCCGGCCGCGACCGGGAGACCCAUGGGGCGGCGCACAAUUGGCCCAGCAUCGCCCAGGGUAGGGGAGGGAAUGGCCGGCAGGGAUGUAGCUCAGUUGGUAGAGCAUGGCGUUUGCAACGCCAGGGUUGUGGGUUCGUUUCCCACGGGGGGGCAGUAUAAAAAAUAAUGUAUGCACUCACUAACUGUAAGUCGCUCUGGAUAAGAGUGUCUGCUUCUCAUUAUUCCACGUGCUUUAACCUAUGGCACUUUUGUUCUGAGCCGACUUCGCAAUCGGCCAAAACGGGGCACCUGGUUCCAAAACUAAUGCAAUCAAUUUUCAUCCGGUGCAAACUCCUCCCACCGGGGCAACCCGGGGCAGAUAAUCAAAUCCCCUCAAUUACUUGUUAGUCUGGUUAGAGUGCUUUACUGACCAAUCAAGGGCCCUUCAGCUCCUCCCGGUAACUUACCAGCCAGUGAAUAACACAGUGCUGAAAUGUUUGGCUUGUUUGUCACCACGGCAAUGGUGACAUGAUGAAAGCCCUUAUAGUGGGUGGAGUCUACUGUAUGUAGGGGAGUUACUUCCUGUCCUCUCCCGACCUCUUCAUCCAUAUAACAUUAGCAUAUUUGAGCCAAUAGAUAUAUCUCAGUAAAGGUCAUCAGAUAUUAUUAUUAGAUAUUAUUAUUGUUAUUAGAUAUUAUAAUUAUUAGAUAUUAUUAUUAUUAUUAUUAUUGGGUAAUUGGGUCAUGCUGAGUUUGAUUGUAAUUUCUCCUCUUGCUGAGUUUUUAGUAUAAUGAUAAUUAUCACACUGCUUGCGAUUUUUUUUAAAUGACGUUUAUUCAUAAUUGGCAUCACCCUGAUUGUGUGUGACCAGGUGUGAUCCUUUAUAUUCUUCUGGUGGGCUACCCUCCCUUCUGGGAUGAAGACCAGCACCGACUGUACCAGCAGAUCAAGGCUGGGGCCUACGACGUGAGUACCGCAACGACACACACCCUUUCACGCUCACACACACACACACACACACACACACACACACAUCCCAACAGCAGUGUUUGACACUUGCUUUAAUGCAGAUAUCUACAUUUACAUUUUACAUUUUAGUCAUUUUAGCACGCGCUCUUAUCCAGAGCGACUUACAGUUAGUGAGGGCACACAUUCUUGACAUGAGCUUAAGACAGGCUUGCUCUUAGAUCAAUACAGAAAUCUCCCAUCACUGUUUCCAAGACUUUGAUCACAAUCAUUUAACUUUAGCAGGCAAGGCUCAUCUCCUGUUUGAGUGGCAGGAAUAGGACGUUUGUAUCUCUUACACCAGAAGGAAAUGUGUUAGCCACUUGUUUUCCCAGCGACACAAGGCCGUACAUGACACAUCAGAUCCUGUCUGUCUGUGUCUUGGCUGAGCAUUGCCCCUCCCAGCGUGCUGUUGGAACACAGGCUGUGUGUCUUUCUAUCUGUGGCUGUUCCCUCAUACUGUUUGCCCUCCCCCUGCUCUCCCCUGCCAAUGCCAACGCCUGUCCCAGACAGAUUGAGUCUUAGGAGGAGGGGAGAGGAGAAGGAGUGAGGCAGGGACAGCCCGAUGCAAUGGCUGAAGCCCAAUUUAGCUCUGACUACAUGCACCUUAUCCUCAGUGACUCUGUUUUUUUGUCAACCUUGUGAAGUUAUUUUGCCAGUUCUCUCAUCGGUCCUGGUUUCUCCAAUGACACAUUUCCAAACAAAGCUGGAUGGGGGGAGAGAAAGUGAAGGGGGGAUGGGAGGAUGGAUGAGUGGAUGGAUGGACUGAUGGAUGACCAGCCUCAUGGCCUAUCCCUGUGUUCUCUCCUUCAGUUUCCGUCCCCUGAGUGGGACACGGUGACCCCCGAUGCCAAAGACCUGAUCAACAAGAUGUUGACCAUCAACCCUGCCAAGAGGGUCACCGCCACAGACUCACUCAAACACCCCUGGAUCUGCGUACGUGUCACACACACACACACAAUCACACACACGCACACGCACACCCACAAACUCAAACACACAGUCCAUGAGAACACCUACAGACACGUGAUAUUCUCCCCCUCUCUCACUGUGUCCUCUCUGCAGCAACGGUCCACUGUGGCGUCCAUGAUGCACAGACAGGAGACGGUGGAGUGCCUGAGGAAGUUCAACGCCAGGAGGAAACUCAAGGUGAGGAAAGGUUUAUCACAGGAUUUGACCAGGUUUUACCAGGUUUAACCAGGUUUCUCACAGGAUUUGACCAGGUUUUGCCAGGUUUCUAACAUUAUUUCACCAGGUCCUGACAGGUUUCUGACAGGAUUUCACCAGGUUUUACUAGGUUUCUCACGGGAAUUUACCAGGUUUCUCAUAGGAUUUGACCAGGUUUACCAGGUUUCUCACAGGAUUUCACAAGGUUUUCCCAGGUUUCUGACAGGAUUUAACCAGGUUUUACCUGGUUUCUCACAUUAUUUCACCAGGUUUUGACAGGUUUCUGACAGGAUUUCACCAGGUUUUACCAGGUUUCUCACAGGAUUUGACCAGGUUUCUCACAGGAUUUGACCAGGUUUCUCACAGGAUUUCACCAGGUUUCUCACAGGAUUUCACCAGGUUUCUCACAGGAUUUCACCAGGUUUCUCACAGGAUUUCACCAGGUUUCUCACAGGAUUUCACCAGGUUGUACGAGCCCAUGUACUGUAUGUCAUAGAGUGGACACUGACCACUAAGUAAUCUAAUCAUUACCUUUCCACCUAAAGUCUGACACCAUGUUAGGGAUUAGAGAUGACUAUUAAAGCCUUGAUCAGCCUCAACUCACUGAUCCUGUUCUCUUCCUCAGGGUGCUAUCCUCACCACCAUGCUGGCCACACGCAACUUCUCAGGUCAGAUGCAUCUUCCUACUGUAUUACUGUUUCUGUCAAGGUGUCUCUCUUGGCCUCUCUAUGUCUGUGUUUCUCUCUCUCUCUCUCUCUCUCUGUGUCUUUGUCUCUCUCCUCUCUCUCUCUCUCUCUCUCUCUCUCUCUCUCUCUCUGUCUCUCUCUCUCUCUCUCUGUCUCUCUCUCUCUGUCUCUCUCUCUUUCUGUCUCUUUCUCUGUGUCUCUGUCUCUCUCUCUUUCUAGUUUUCUAAAGCCCCAGGUUUCCUAUGACAUUGCCACCAACACCAGAUUAAUAUUUAGAAUACUCCUCCAUCAGCUGUUGCUGAAUAAUGCAGCUGGGUAAUUGAUUUCACCAAAACACUUGAGGAGGGAAACAAAGGUGAGGGAAAUAAGUGAAAGGAGGCAGGAGUGGAAGGAGGCAGGAGUGGAAGGAGGCAGGAGUGGAAGGAGGCAGGAGUGGAAGGAGGCAGGAGUGGAAGGAGGCAGGAGUGGAAGGGGAAGGAGGCAGGAGUGGAAGGAGAGAGGAGUGAGAAGGUCAGGUGUUAAAGAAAGGUCAGGUGUUAAAGAAAGGUCGGGUGUUAAAGAAAGGUCGGGUGUUAAAGAAAGGUCAGGUGUUAAAGAAAGGACUGAUAAAGAGUGCGAGAGGGAGAAUAAGGAGAGGAUAAAAGAGAGAGAUGGAGAACCCCAGGAUGAAUACGCUAGCCUUUAAAAGAACCACCAUCAGCUUCCUCCCAGUUCAUAUCAAUAGAGACGUGAGACCAGUGGGGGGUUGCAGAUCGAUGUGGUGCAGCCAUACUGGGCCUCUUAAAGGGCAAUACUUACAUGUUUUGUCUGCUAGCUAAAUAUAUCUCUCUCGGGGUGAUGAGUGGUUGAUGGAGGAAAGAUGUACACUUCACUUUCUCCUGCUUCCUUGCAUUUAUCUGGACAAUUUAAACAGAGUACUGUGUUCAGACAGAAAAACACAGAUAGUCUCUCCCUGUCAAGGCUGCUUGUCACUAGAACCCUUUCAACUUUUCAACUUGUACCGUACAUGUUUUCUUUUAAGUUAAACAGUACAUUGUAUUCAAUGGUCAUAUUUUCCAUAUAGCCAGUAUUUUUUUGCUCAGAGCAAGACUUUACACCCAUUCUGUUUUAUUUACAUUUCUUUUUUUCCUCUCUUUCUUUGUUUGAAAUGUGUAACCCUGUGAGGUAAGAGACUCUGGCAUGCGUUGGCACUGCUCUCUACCCAUGUGCCUUGUCUGGGUCACUAGCACCCCUCUCAGACCUACUAAACACUUUCACAAACACCUUUCCUCUCCCCCCUCUCAUAAACUCCUCCUGCACCUGUGUGGCCUUUAGGUGUGACAGCCCUGAUCACUUUAACCAAUCACUAAGCUUCUCCACGUUCCAGAAGCCUCAUCAUUCUACCCGCCCAGCCAAUCAGCUCUCUCCAUGUCUACAUUAUAUUUGCAUGUUGAUCUACAGUAGGAGUGUGUGCUAAUGUGUUCUGUAAGGAGGAGUUAGAUUAUAAUUAAAUUAAAUUAUUAAAUUAGAUUAUCACAUUAACUGUUUUUACGUUUAGAAGCAAGCAAUUGAAGAUCUCUUUUGUGCAUGUGUUUUUUGGCAGAGGGCAUUAAACCUCAAUUCGUUGGACCUCUUCCAUAGAUACUCCAUCAGGCUGUUAGUUGUAGCUAUAAUUGCAUCUCACAAACUAAUCACUAAGUUUGAUUUCUCUCACUUCAUUUGCAUCUUCCUUUUUGCUUCUUCCAUCUCUGGUAGGAGACUGUCAAAGUUGGCCCACAGUUUGCCGUCUUCACUAGAUUUUAGCGGCGUGUGUGUCAGAGGUGUCAUCGCUGACCAUGUCCCCUUGUCCCCUCUCUCCUUACAGCAGCCAAGAGCCUACUCAACAAGAAAGCUGACGGUGUCAAGGUAGGUUAUCCACCUCUCUCAUUCACUACUGUCAUCUUAACACCUGACAACACACAUUGACCUUAAGUUAUGGACUCAUGUAACUUAUGUUGGGAGAAUUUCUACAAUAUUCCUGGUGCCAGCAGUGAAAUAAUGUGUCAUUUUGAGUGCUGUGUCACUAAGAUAUCUCAAUAAUCGUGCCCCAUCUUUAUCCCACCUUUCCAAAAUAAUUCAGUUAGAGAGGGGUGGCAUCUGUUUUGUGAUAUGAGGAAGCUGUGACAGAGGGGUGGCAUCUGUUUUGUGAUAUGAGGAAGCUGUGACAGAGGGGUGGCAUCUGUUUUGUGAUAUGAAGAAGCUGUGACGGAUGAUCUGCUAACUCAGAAUGACAGUCCUGAUCUGCCGUCCAAUCAAACCUCAGCUGUCGUAGCCACUACACUGGUCCCGUCCGUAUCACCUCCACAGGUGCUUCUCAGAGAGUAUCUCUGUCCCCCCCCCCCCUUAUCUCUGUUUCUAAAUCUGACAACAAAAUCCCUGUCACGCUCUUCCUCAUUUGGGGAUUUUAUCUCCUCUUCCUCUCAAUACCUUUCCCUCCCUUCAAUCUCUUAAUCUCUCUAUUUUUUAUAUUUUCUAUAUUUCUACCCUCUUCUCUCUCUCUCUCCAUCUCACCCCCCUCUUUUCAUCCACACUCACUUGCUCUCCCAACUGGGGGUCUGUGUCAGACAGUGACUCACCCACUCUCCCGCUCACAGCUCUGGUUGAGUAGCUGUGCUCCAGUUUCUGUUUCUACACCCUGGGCCCAGUGUCAAACUACUAUGCUGGCUGUUUGUCUGGCCCCUGCAUCGGUAUCUGCCUCCCCUGGCCCCUCAGCUCCGCAUCCCCAACCCUCCAGCUCCUCUCCCUCUCCGAAUGCUAAUCCUAAAACACUAAGAUCACAUACCCAGGUGCAGUACUUGGCACUUGACACGUGAUCUGAAAAAAACACUGAGGUAUCCAAGGUAUUUAUGGCUAGCCGUUUAAACAGCUGUAGGAGGUUUAGCAUUUAUACCUGGUACAUUUUUCAAAAACUAUCUUUUAAAUCUGCAGCCGUGUGAGUCAUCGCCGUGUUUUGAAAGCAUAGCGUGCGGCAUUUGAAUGAUUAUUUCAGGUUUAGCGCAGGAGUCCAGCAGGUUUCCCUUUUAAAUAUCAUUGCCUACGAACCUGUAUUGUAGAGUAGAUUAUCUAAUGGACUGGAGAAAUGGAAGCCAUUUUUAGUCCUACCAUCAAUUUUGGUUUCCAUGCAUGCUGAAUAUACACUGCUCAAAAAAAUUAAGGGAACACUUAAACAACACAAUGUAACUCCAAGUCAAUCACACUUCUGUGAAAUCAAACUGUCCACUUAGGAAGCAACACUGAUUGACAAAAAAUUUCACAUGCUGUUGUGCAAAUGGAAUAGACAACAGGUGGAAAUUAUAGGCAAUUAGCAAGACACCCCCAAUAAAGGACUGGUUUUGCAGUUGGUGACCACAGACCACUUCUUAGUUCCUAUGCUUCCUGGCUGAUGUUUUGGUCACUUUUGAAUGCUGGCGGUGCAUUCACUCUAGUGGUAGCAUGAGACGGAGUCUACAACCCACACAAGUGGCUCAGGUAGUGCAGCUCAUCCAGGAUGGCACAUCAAUGCGAGCUGUGGCAAGAAGGUUUGCUGUGUCUGUCAGCGUAGUGUCCAGAGCAUGGAGGCGCUACCAGGAGACAGGCCAGUACAUCAGGAGACGUGGAGGAGGCCGUAGGAGGGCAACAACCCAGCAGCAGGACUGCUACCUCCGCCUUUGUGCAAGGAGGAGCAGGAGGAGCACUGCCAGAGCCCUGCAAAAUGACCUCCAGCAGGCCACAAAUGUGCAUGUCUGCUCAAACGGUCAGAAACAGACUCCAUGAGGGUGGUAUGAGGGCCCGACGUCCACAGGUGGGGGUUGUGCUUACAGCCCAACACCGUGCAGGACGUUUGGCAUUUGCCAGAGAACACCAAGAUUGGCAAAUUCGCCACUGGCGCCCUGUGCUCUUCACAGAUGAAAGCAGGUUCACACUGAGCACGUGACCGACGUGACAGAGUCUGGAGACGCAGUGGAGAAUGUUCUGCUGCCUGCAACAUCCUCCAGCAUGACCGGUUUGGCGUGGGUCAGUCAUGGUGUGGGGUGGCAUUUCUUUGGGGGGCCACACAGCCCUCCAUGUGCUCACCAGAGGUAGCCUGACUGCCAUUAGUUACCGAGAUGAGAUCCUCAGACCCCUUGUGAGACCAUAUGCUGGUGCGGUUGGCCCUGGGUUCCUCCUAAUGCAAGACAAUGCUAGACCUCAAGUGGCUGGAGUGUGUCAGCAGUUCCUGCAAGAGGAAGGCAUUGAUGCUAUGGACUGGCCCGCCCGUUCCCCAGACCUGAAUCCAAUUGAGCACAUCUGGGACAUCAUGUCUCGCUCCAUCCACCAACGCCACGUUGCACCACAGACUGUCCAGGAGUUGGCGGAUGCUUUAGUCCAGGUCUGGGAGGAGAUCCCUCAAGAGACCAUCUGCCACCUCAUCAGGAGCAUGCCCAGGCGUUGUAGGGAGGUCAUACAGGCACGUGGAGGCCACACACACUACUGAGCCUCAUUUUGACUUGUUUUAAGGACAUUACAUCAAAGUUGGAUCAGCCUGUAGUGUGGUUUUCCACUUUAAUUUUGAGGGUGACUCCAAAUCCAGACCUCCAUGGGUUGAUAAAUUUGAUUUCCAUUGAUAAUUUUUGUGUGAUUUUGUUGUCAGCACAUUCAACUAUGUAAAGAAAAAAGUAUUUAAUAAGAUUAUUUCAUUCAUUCAGAUCUAGGAUGUGUUAUUUUAGGUGUUCCCUUUAUUUUUUUGAGCAGUGUAUAAUGAUUACAAUUGCGUUGUUUGUUAUAAAAUACCCUUUCUCAAAGCGCAUACUGUAAGUCUCUAGGGUCUUGACACUGUAUGUGUUUUGGGGGUUGAGAUAUUGUAUAUGUUUUGGGGGUUGAGAUAUUGUAUGUGUUUUGGGGGUUGAGAUAUUGUGAUAUUGGACCAAGUUUGUCUUGUUCUCUUAUGUGUUCUGAUGGGUCGAUGCAGAAACGGAAGUCUGAAACCAAGCCAGAGCCAAUGCCAAUGAUUCUGGUAUGCCCGUCUACUUUUAUCCAACCUGGCAACCACCAUGGGUUGCCAGUUGUGGUUGAUUUUAGAACACCCUAGUCUGUUGGAUAGAUUCAGGGUGGGUUUGAUUGGCCAUUUGUAGAAGCCUGGCCUAGGACAGUUGUCUAGUAUCUUGGUUUAAUGAGCAACCAAUUGUAGAAGCCUCUUGAUGUGUAGUUCCAGUUGGAUGACUAGCUUCCCAUAUCUCCCUGUAGAGAACCUAGUCCUACCAUCAUGUGCAUUCCAGUUGGCCCAUAUUACCAGGUUUUACAUCGCUGGGAUACCCAAUGGCGGCGCUACUUAAUCAGGGCAUGCAGUUCAUAAAGGAAUUGUACAACGCUCUUUUAUAUUCAUGUUUCCCCUGAUGUGCUUCCAAUGACAAUGUGCUCCGAUGCAGACGAUGAUGUUCAUGUUAACGGUAAAACAGAAAACUAUUGGGAUGUCACGACAUCGUUUGACUUGUGUAUUUGAACAGGAUUGGAUAAUUGCAUUACUUCUGGCUUUUUACUUCUCCUCUCUAGUAGUCACAAUAGCACUAAUUCAUUAGAUUCAAGGCCUCUACAAACUGCAUUAAUAGCCGCAAUUAGGCUGUUUUCUCUUCCUGAAAAACCUGCAAACGGUCGAGCGGAACAUCUAGUCGCUUUCAAAAUGGGUUUUUAAGUUUCUGACCGUUAAUGUUUCAAGUUCUGUUUCAGCGAGGAACUCCUUUGCAUGCUUUUUUCAUUUUACAUAAUCCUCCAGAAUAAUAAUGUAUCGCUACAGGCUUGGAACUAACAGAUGUCUAAUGAACCUUAUUUUGUCUCACUUAACUUUCUACCCUUCAGAGUAAUUUGAUGUUAACACCCGUAGACAUGCAGGCGAGACGUUAGACUCUUAGCAUUUUCUCUCCUGCAGCCCUGUGUUCCUGACAAAUCUCUCUAUGCUGAUGUAGUUCUCCUGUCUCUCUCCCUGUCUGGAGCAUUAGUCCUCGUUCCUGAAAUAGAUCUUUGUUUCUGUCUCUCUCUGUCCACUCACUUUAUAGAUCAACAACAAGACCAAUGUAGUCACCAGCCCCAAAGAGCCCCCCACUCUGGUACUCUGUCUUUCUGCACGCCUGCCUGCCUGCCUGUCAGUUUGUCUGUCUGUCUGUCUGUCUUUCUGCACGCCUGCCUGCCUGCCUGCCUGUCAGUUUGUCUGUCUGUCUGUCUUUCUGCAUGCCUGCCUGCUUGCCUGUCAGUUUGUCUGUCUGUCUUUCUGCACGCCUGUCUGCCUGCCUGUCAGUUUGUCUGUCUGUCAUCCUUCAUGCUUGGGCUGCUCACUCUAACAAGGUGUCUCCUUGUUUUGCUACCAGUGAUGCCUCUUAUUGCAUUUUUGUUUUCUUUAUAGGCUAACACAUGUUAUUUUUAUCAUACACGGGCAUUUCCUUAUACUGUGGUCAGUAGACAUUGCAGUUGGUAUGUGCUCUUGAACUUUGUGUGUUUUUUGUUUGGGAUGGCCCCUAGUUCGCCAUUGCAUGUUUCUGUGUGUGUGAAGAACUGUACACCCCGGGCAUCUUGUCUUUACUGUUAAUCCACUGAUUCUUUCCCCAUGUUACCAAGGAAACCAAUGAGACAUGCUGGUUGUGCGUGCGUUCUAAAAUAGACUUUCACACGCUCACUCACACGCUAACUCACUCACAUACUCACUCACACACUCACUCACUCACACACUCACUCACACACUCACAGUGAAACGUAUCCUAAGGCAGAUUGCUCUGAUAGUGCCACCCGUGUCACCCUGCCACCACACAUGAGCUUCAACAUGGCUGUGCGAUGGCAUGCCUUAUGACAGGUAGCCCACCCAUUGGCACCGCCCAGCGGAUCUCUGCUCACAGACUUACCCAGCAAGCAAAACAUUUUAGCAGCCCCCCUCUUGACAGCGGAGAUACUUUUUUUUUCCGUUUAGAGUAAUUUUUUUGCAAUUCUACACAUUUUGCCAUGGGGAAGAAAUAAGAUUUUGCAGUUGUUAUAUUAUAUCUGAGUGAGACUGACUAACUAAAUCAAUGGGGGCCCUUUGGCUGGUAAUUCGACCAUGAUUUCUAAGUUUAGAUAGCUUGCCGCUAUGCUAAUUUACCAAUCUAAAACAUUUUAGCUGACAUGGGCUAAUUGAGUGACUAUCAGUGACUGACAUAAGAGAAACUGCUGCUGCACAACCAAAUUUCGAAAUUGCACCUUUUGUAUUCUACUAUUCUAACUCGCAACAGGAAGUUGAGACCUGACUGAGUUACAAAAUAUAUAUAUAAUAUAUAUAUAUAUACAGUACCUGUCAAAAGUUUGGACACACCUAGUUAUUCAAGGGUUUUUCUUUAUUUUUUUACUAUUUUCUACAUUGUAGAAUAAUAGUGAAGACAUCAAAACUAUGAAAUAACACAUAUGGAAUCAUGUAGUAACCAAAAAAGUGUUAAACAAAUCAAAAUAUAUUUUUUAUUUGAGAUUCUUCAAAGUAGCCACCCUUUGCCUUGAUGACAGCUUUGCACACUCUUGGCAUUCUGCUUUACCACCAGUCUUGAAGGAGUUCCCACAUAUGCUGAGCACUUGUUGGCUGCUUUUCCUUCACUCUGCGGUCCAACUCAUCCCAAACCAUCUCAAUUGGGUUGAGGUUGGGUGAUUGAGGAGGCCAGGUCAUAUGAUGCAGCACUCCAUCACUCUCCUUCUUGGUCAAAUAGCCCUUACACAGCCAGGAGGUGUGUUUUGGGUCAUUGUCCUGUUGAAAAACAAAUUAUAGUCCCACUAAGCGCAAACCAGAUGGGAUGGCGUAUCGCUGCAGAAUGCUGUGGUAGCCAUGCUGGUUAAGUGUGCCUUGAAUUCUAAAUAAAUCACAGACGGUGUCACCAGCAAAGCACCCCCACACCAUCACACCUCCUCCUCCAUGCUUCACGGUGGGAACCACACAUGCGGAGAUCAUCCGUUCACCUACUCUGUGUCUCACAAAGACACGGCGGUUGGAACCAAAGAAAUAGGCUUGCCUGUUUUGCAUGAUAUUUUGGCAUUAAUACGUGUCACAUAUUAGUUUGCAAACAAUGUAAAAAAAGAUAACAUAAUAAUUGAGUUAUUUAAUAAAGCCGCAUACAAACAUGGUCUCUUUUUUGCUUUAUUGAGUAAGGCAGCUCCAAAAUGCAGGUGUUUCAGCCUAGCUCAGUGCUUUCUGUGGUGGUGGGGCAGCCAGCGGAAAAUACGGAGCGUAGGUGUUGGUAAUGUUCUCUAGUUGCACCAUGAUUGGCUCAGUGUUCUGUCACUCAUGGGGACACUACGUCACCGCCAAGUGUAAGGCUAGAGCUCGAUAAAUUCAAGCCCCUUGGGUGCUGCCAUAGAGUUACAUUAGAAGUGCCCAUCCAAGAAGGCUCAAGGUCAUUGGCCACAGACAAAAUGACGUCAAAUCACGUGAUAUCAACAGUAGCUUUGAUUGGACUGAUCAUGUCAACAUCAUACUUUCAAAAUCUUAGCUAGCAGUCAUCAUCAUGAAUCAAGUCGACAAUCUACUGGCAAAUAUUUUUUAAUCCUUGUCAUAUGAAGAUAAAUAAUGAAGAGAAAUUAUAGAUACAAUUUAUCGGUGCUCAUCGGCCAUUGGACAUAAACAUUGCACAACAAGUUGGAAAUCGUAAAUUCAACAACGAGGGGUUUGGAAGGAAUAAGUGGCUAAACUGCAAGCACUGCACAGCAAUCAUUAGCCUGCUAUUCAGUGGAGUGGCUGUGUGGUCCCAAGUCUGAGAUUAAGGGUCUCUCUUCCAAGCUUAAAAUGAUAAACAUUCAACAUUGGCCAUGCUGUCAAUGAAGCAUGAUUUGUGCUGCGCUCAAAACAACUGUUAACUUGGAACUGCAGAAUCUGACUUCAGUGAGUUCAAGACAACUGGGAACUCGGGAAAAACGAGCUCCGACUGGGAAAAUACGUUUUGAACGGUCAUCCAACUUGGAAUUGUAAAUCCGGAAAUCUGUCCUCUUUCUAGAGCUACGACCUGAAGAUCACUGACGUCGUCAUGAUUCAAACUUGUUUUUUCUGAGUUCCCAGUUGUCUUGAAAGCACCAUAAAUCCAGAGAAUGCCAGACUUUGAUGACAAAGUUUGAUGACAAAAUAAAAUACUUAUGUCAUGCAAUAAAAUGCAAAUUAAUUACUUAAACAUCCUACAAUGUGAUUUUCUGGAUUUUUGUUUUAGAUUCCGUCUCUCACAGUUGAAGUGUACAUAUGAUAAAAAUUACAGACCUCUACAUGCUUUGUAAGUAGGAAAACCUGCAAAAUCGGCAGUGUAUCAAAUACUUGUUCUCCCCACUGUAUGUAUACUGAAGCUAAGAAAGUAAUACUAAGUGUGUUGUGUAGUAAGCUGUUAGUAGCCCCUGUGCCUCACCCUAAUAAUUUGGUCUAUUUUCCCCUCUUAAUUUCGCCUACUGUUCUGACUUGGUGGUGCACAAGUAGCCUAUAACCUGUUUUAGAGAAAUGUAAUCAUCGAAUAUUGUAAGAGCGUUCAUUGUCGGCUUAUGUGCCCCCUUUAUUUAUCCUACAGUUCUGACUUGGUGUACAGAGAGAACACUGUAAGAAUAGCCUAUGUGCUGAAUUCUGUCGCUGUACAUUUCAAAAGUGCUGAGCAAAUAGUUAUAUUGACUACGUCCGUCCUAGCUCGCUCAUUAAUGUCUUAAUCGAAAUGUACGGAUUGCCUCUUAUCUGCUCAUCAUCCCCUUAUGCCAUAGUUUGUACAUCUCAAUUGUCAGUAGAAAGCACAUUUGUUUAAGCAAGUCAGCCAUAUCAGCUAUGUUUUUUUUUUAAAGGCAGUAAAUGAGGCUGAAUGAACUGUUUUGCUGCCAGACAAGGCUCAGCUGAUAGCCAGGUGUAGCAGUAGUAAGGUGUUGGGAGUGGGACUGCUGAUGGGACUCUGCUGUUGGGACAGCUUUAUGUAGGCCCUAACAGUUUGUGGGUACCGUUUGUCACCGUUAUAGUGUAAUGAAUGUAUUGUUUAGUGUUGUGUUGUGGAGUGGCUUUGCUGGCAUGCAUCCCACUUUUAUUUAUGUUUUGCCCCACCAAGAUUGACAUGCUAAAAUCGUCACUGUGCCCAAGCAAGUCUCUUCUUCUUAUUGGUGUCCUUUAGUAGUGGUUUCUUUUCAGCAAUUCGAACCAUGAAGGCCUGAUUCGCGCAGUCUCCUCUGAACAGUUGAUGUUGAGAGGUGUCUGUUGCUUGAACUCUGUGAAGCAUUUAUUUGGGCUGCAAUUUCUGAGGCUGGUAACUCUAAUGAACUUAUCCUCUGCAGCAGAGGUAACUCUGGGUCUUCCAUUCCUGUGUCGGUCCUCAUGAGAGCCAGUUUCAUCAUAGCGCUUGAUGGUUUUUGCGACUGCACUUGAAAUUUUCCGGAUUGACUGACCUUCAUGUCUUAAAGUAAUGAUGGACUGUCUUUUCUCUUUGCUUAUUUGAGCUGUUCUUGCCAUAAUAUGGACAUGGUCUUUUACCAAAUAGGGUUAUCUUCUGUAUACCAACCCUACCUUGUCACAACACAACUGAUUGGCUCAAACGCAUUAAGAAGGAAAGAAAUUCCACAAAUUAACUUUUAACAAGGCCUGUUAAUUGAAAUGCAUUCCAGGUGACUACCUCAUGAAACUGGUUGAGAGAAUGCCAAGAGUGUGCAAAGCUGUCAUCAAGGCAAAGGGUGGUUACUUUGAAGAAUCUCAAAUAUAUAUAUAUAUAUAUAUACAUAUAUAUAUAUAUAUAUAUAUAUAUAUAUAUAUAUAUAUAUAUAUAUAUAUAUAUAUAUAUGUAUAUAUAUGUAUAUAUAUAUAUAUGUGUAUAUAUGUAUAUGUAUAUAUAUAUAUGUAUAUAUAUAUAUAUAUAUGUGUAUAUAUAUGUAUGUAUAUAUGUUUUUGUUUUGUUUAACACUUUUUUGGUUACUACAUGAUUCCAUGUGUUAUUUCAUAGUUUUGAUGUCUUCACUAUUAUUCUACAAUGUAGAAAAUAGUAAAAAUAAAGAAAAACCCUUGAAUGAGUAGGUGUGUCCAAACCUUUGACUGGUACUGUAUGUACACAGUAUAUAUAUAUAUAUUUAAUUUGAUAUCCGUGGGCCUUCAAAAGGGGGUCCGUUUACCCAUCCCUGUUCUAGAGUGAUGUGGUUAUGUAUUCUAGAGUGAUGUGGUUAUGUAUUCUAGAGUGAUGUGGUUAUGUAUUCUAGAGUGAUGUGGUUAUGUAUUCUAGAGUGAUGUGGUUAUGUAUUCUAGAGUGAUGUGGUUAUGUAUUCUAGAGUGAUGUGGUUAUGUAUUCUAGAGUGAUGUGGUUAUGUAUUCUAGAGUGAUGUGGUUAUGUAUUCUAGAGUGAUGUGGUUAUGUAUUCUAGAGUGAUGUGGUUAUGUAUUCUUAGAUGUGAGAAAUGGGGCUUGCCAUAGCCAGGUUGAUGUUCAUUCACCAUGCAUUACACACACAACUUGCCUGGAGUAAGGACUGAAGGUGAACUGCAUGCCUUGGCUGUAGUUUAUGUCCAGGAAGAGCCUGGUGACUAACAUGCUGCUACUGCUGCACACCUCCCGUCAUGUCUUGGCUGUUGCUUGGCUGUUUCUUCUUCUAAUGUCUUAGGGCACCACGUUGACUACUCAACAAUCUCUUUUUCUUACAACAAAUACUUGAAAUGUGUCCCAUGGGAAUUGAUCAUCUGGGCAACUGUUUACCACAACAAUUUCCUGUAUAUUGAACCCCUUUCUUCUUCACUUUCCUCCUCCUCCUCCUCCUCCUCCUCCUAUCCAUGAAUCAGGAGCCUCAAACCACUGUUCUCCACAACCCAACUGAUGGAAACAAGGUAGUGAUUAAAUAGAACCAUAGUUUUUCGAGUGUAGAGGUUUUUGCUAAAAUUGUGCUGUAGUUAGCAGUGAUAAGCUUUCUAGUUAGUGUUAUUUACUAAGCCUUAUGUUGAUAUGCAUGGUGCCUUAAUUAAGCCCUAGAUCUCCCAUACUCAACUGGCGGACCGCAGUCCGGAUUCGGACCCAGAACGAGGUCAAUACGGACCGCCGGUCACGUCUACAAAGAAAAAAGAAAAAUCCCCCAUCUGACAGUACAUCACUUAUCCUGUGCUCACGCUUAAUCCAGUCUCCACAGCCGGCAGGUGUUCAUUGUUGCUCUCUGUUUGUUCUUGUCCAACAGGAGUCCAGUGAGAGUGCUAACACCACCAUGGAAGAUGAGGACGUGAAAGGUAGGAGCACACAAACCACUCUGCCCCUAGCACCACUCUGACCCUAGCACCACUCAGCCCCUAGCACCACUCUGACCUUAGCACCACUCUGCCCCUAGAACCACUCUGGCCCUAGCACCACUCUGGCCCUAGCACCACUCUGGCCCUAGCACCACUCUGCCCCUUGCACCACUCUGCCCCUAGCACCACUCUGCCCCUAGCACCACUCUGCCCCUAGCACCACUCUGCCCCUUGCACCACUCUGCCCCUUGCACCACUCUGCCCCUUGCACCACUCUGCCCCUUGCACCACUCUGCCCCUAGCACCACUCUGCGUUAGCAUGAAGGGUUAGCCACCUAUAUUAGGCUAGUAGCACUGUGUUAGCUCUCUGCUCAAGUGAAAGGGAAUGCACAGGGGUAGCCUGUUCCUGGUGUGCCUGCUGCCCCUAACUUAGCAUGUAGUGUACUCAUGAUUCUUCAGCAUUAGGGCUCCAUGUAUUGCAUGUGUUGUUGUCCUACUGAUUUUGCAUGAAUAUGUUGGCUGUUAAAAUGCCUAUUUUCUUUGUACCAUUUUAGUUUGUCUUGCAUGAAUUCAUCAGAUAUGCGUUUGUUUAUCCAGGCAUCCAUUCAUUUGGCUUUUUCAUUUAAAUAAAUUCUUUAAUCUUCUGAUCUCAUCCCUUAGACAUGCACUGCCAUCCUCCAAAGGUUGAAUGUUAUGUCCAUCCACAUCAUUACAUUUAAACUCUUAUUCUUUACUUGUUACAUUGUCAGUUCUGUGACUGAACACCGUCCUGCGUUGUGAUGUGACCUCUAUCUAACCCUGCAUACAUUUCCUUUGAGCUACUUCUAUUGAUGUAACCUAGUCCAUCUGUUUUCACUGUAUUUGUUUAAGACCAAUGUUAAUGGCUGAAUAGUGGCCCUACUUUGAGUCAGUGGUGCAUUUAACACCCACUCUGAUGGGCUCAUUAGUGACUCAUUAGUGAUUUGGAACCACAGGAGGUUGGUGGAUCCUUAAUUGGGGAGGAUGGGCUCGUGGUAAUGGUUUCCAUGUGUUUGAUGCCAUUCCAUUCGCUCUGUUCCAGCCAAUAUUAUGAGCCGUCCUCUCCUCAGCAGCCUACACUGUAAGUUUAUACCAGCGGUGUCAAUCUCAUUCCAUGGAGGGCCUAGUGUCUGUGGGUUUUUGGUUUUUCCUUUCAAUUAAGACCUAGACAACCAGGUGAGGGGAGUUCUUUACUAAUCAGUGACUUUAAUUCAUCAAUCAAGUACAAGGGAGGAGAGAAAACCCAAAGACACUCGGCCCUCCGUGGAAUGAGUUGGACACAUUUGGUGUAUACAGUAGUGGUUCUCAAACCUGUCCUCAGGGACCCCCAGACGUUUCCCCAUUUUGUUGUAGGCCUGAACUAACUCACCUGAUUUACCUAGUCAAGGGCUUGGUGAUUAGUUGACCAUUUGAAUCAGGUGUGCUAGCUGUGGAAUAGUUCAAAUACAUGGAACGGCUGGGGGUCCCCGAGGAGAGGUUUGAGAAACCCUGGUCUUCAGUGGGUCGUUUAGGCAGCUGAAUCAGGCUCUGCUGCUACGCAUGAUUUCCCAUCUCGCUGCUGCUCUGAUGGUCCGCUGAGCCAGAACAGUGUGCGUGUGUGUGCCCGCUCUACCAUUACAGAUAGUAAUUUGUUCACCUCCCUCUUCAAAUUGAAGGUUUUACCUCAUAAUGCAAUCUGGGUAGUGUGACAAUGACCCUAAUCGCCAGAAUGAAUCUCCCCCUUCUAGACCUUUAAAAGGCUCUUUGACAAUCUGAGAGAGUAGGAUGACAUUUAGUUAGGCAAUCUCAUGAGCUACCUGCUUUGAACAAUUGUCUCUUUGUCACAAAACCCAGGAGGUCCUAGUACCCCUAUCUAAAGUGCUACGGCGGCAUUGCGUGGAAAGGAAAUGGUGUUUCAUUUUUACAUUUACAUUUUAGUCAUUUAGCAGACGCUCUUAUCCAGAGCGACUUACAGUUAGUGAGUUCAUACAUAUAUAUAUUUUUUUCAUACUGGCCCCCCGUGGGAAACGAACCCACAACCCUGGCGUUGCAAACGCCAUUGCUCUACCAACUGAGCUACACGGGUUUCCUAGCAUGUCAGUGUCGCUUUGUGUCCAUGUUUGCAAUUCCUGACGGAUGAUUACUGACGGGUCGUGGAUUUCUGUAAUGGUCGCUCUACUAAACGUGUGUGUGGGUGUUUCUCAUGUUUAUUUGCAGCUAGAGGCUCGUCAAUUUCAUAUUCACUUUGUUUUCUUUGGCAGUUGCUUUGUUUGAAAGAUGAAGGCAUUUCAUCACGUUGUGUGUAGGAGUUGAAGACUGUAGGAUGUGGUGGAUUUUCUUUGGGGGGGGGGGGGGCGGGCAUCAUCGUCUCGCCCCUUUUCAUGUUCCAAAUAAACAAAAACAUAUUUCUGGCCACAACACAUUCUGAAGCACCAACCCAACACACAGGACCCUAUCAGUCCCCAAGUGUCACUCGCCCUGUGACAUCAACACUUGCCAGAAAGAGGAGGCCUCUACAACCAUCCCAUCAUAUAUAUAUAUAUAUAUAUAUAUGAUUAUAAUUUUUCUGACAUUUUCUAUGCAUUUCCUCAACAGCGUUUUGUUUCCAAUGAGAACAGACGUUACUCUUCAUUCUUUUAUUUUCUCCACUUCUUCACUCUUUUGUUUUCCAUCCAUCCAUCCAUCCACCCAUCUCUCAUACCAAUGUUCCUCGUCACCCAUCCACCCUUUAUCCUAGUCUCCCGUCCCUCCUCCCCAAGUUCCCCUCGCUUCUGGCAGGGGCACACAGGCUCAUACUACUCCUCCUCAUCUUCCUCCUCCUCCUGCUGGUAUUCUCCCAGUGUUUGGCCCAGGUAGGGAGGAGUUGUGCCUCUAUGUUCUGAGGACCCUGGUCACCUGUUACCUGCUCCUCCUCUUCACCACCUCCUUUGUGGUCUUACUCGCUGUGCACCCUGCCGCCCACUGUGGCCCCACCCACACUCAGAGGCCCCAGCCUGGUCUGAUCCCCAGCGACAUGCAGUAUAAGUUCACCCAGAGCAAAGUGGGGGGAGAGGGCACAACCAGAACAAUGCCCUCUACGCCCCACUAUCCCUGACAUCAGACCCUCCCUUCAUAUCCUCUUGGCCGCUAUCAGAUAUGCAUAAUUGGAAGUCCACAUUUGUUUAGGAUAUGACUUUUAGGAUCAUUUGGUGCACCCGGUGAGUGAAUAUUAAUGCAAAUAGUUCCCUCAUUUACAUUUGAGUCAUUUAGCAGACGCUCUUAUCCAGAGCGACUUACAGUUAGUGAGUGCAUACAUUUCUUUUCAUACUGCCCCCCCCCCCCCGUGGGAAACGAACCCACAACCCUGGCGUUGCAAGCGCCGUGCUCUACCAACUGAGCUACACGGGGGGCCACACAUUGUACCUGGGACUCCAUACCAAAGACUAAACAAAGGCGUACAAAUCUCUUAGUGUUUGACAUGGAACCCUGUGAAAGAAAGCUACUGAAAAGUAGCCCUUGUCUUACUGAGGUUGCACCUCCGUAGGUUGGCCCAGGUAUAACAGUACACUCUGCUUCGGCGUGGAGCAAAGCAGCACCCGGUCUCCUGUACAGGCGUCCCUUAUGUGUGAACUCUGCUGCCCUCUGGAGGUCAUGGUCUGCCAUUGGAUCUCCAUGGCUGUAGUCAGUCUAACCAGGGGUUACCAGAGGACUGAGCUAAUCACCACCGUCUGUCUCCUCAUAACAGUCUUUGUCAAUGUAUUAGCAAUGUAUUACACCUAAGUUGGGCUUAAAAGGUAUUACCGCUGUGUUGAUGCGUACGGAGAGGGUGAGACAGAUAGUCGUCAUCGCCAGGGUUGACUGUGAACAGUCUAAAGGAGAUUCAGAGUAUACUUUAAGGACUAGUUUUGAUAAAGGUUGUUCUUUGCACAGGCAGCACGGAAGACUUCCCAGGAACGGGAUGGUUUCGUUGACCGUUAAUGUCUCUACAUUGACAUCACAUUUGAUAAGUGGAUUGCGUUUGGUGGAGAAGUGCUGAGUGAUCUGGCCUAUUCAGACACUCUCCUUCCCUGCUAUAGUGUGUGUGUGUGUGUGUGUGUGUGUGUGUGUGUGUGUGUGUGUGUGUGUGUGUGUGUGUGUGUAUCCCCAGAUGAACCUUCCAGGCUCAGACAGAGAGGCAGACGGUCAGAGUGAGAGAGAGUCUCUAGACUGAAAGAAAGCUCUGCACUCAGCUUCUCUGUCUGUCAGAGAUGCCUGUCAGAACCAAGGCUCAGUUUGUCAUUUUAUUACUGUGCAGCUCAGUAUAUAGUACCUCAUAGCAAACGAAAGGCAACGUUGUGUUUUCAGUCUCAUUUCUAAGUGCCAUUGAUCUACUUCCGUUUCGAUAAUAACAAACAGCGAAAAAUAGCUUUGUUUUCCCGCCGUGUGCUGUUGAGGGUUGUCCGGGGGACAUAAUACACUGUCCACUAUUUGGAGGUGCAUUGUUUCUUCUUAGCAAACAGACUGCUAGAGAGCAAGGUCUGUCAGUGAUCCGUCGGCGGGUUUGUACAUGUUGGACUGUGCGACAGCAAAAUGUCGAAGAACUCGUUGAGUAAACUGACCCUAUUUUUUUCAGCUGUAUCAGACUAGCUGCCAGACUAGUAGCUAAUCACUGAUGGCUAAUGUAUGACACAGCUGGAGUGUUGUUGGUCUUUCACUCGGUCAAUAUCUGUGGAGCCUCCAUUGGAGUAUUUUGCUGCCACUGGUGAACAAUCUUCUGAGAACUGAGGGGAAAAUGUUUCUUAUUUGCAUCCUUUGUGUUCUGUCAGUCACGUCGAUUGACAGUGUCAGAGGGGACCAAAGUGUCGAAGGUAAAGAGCUAAUAGCGUUUCUCUUAGUCCCUAAAAGGAGAAAAAGUUUUGAUGCGUGUUUUCUAUGGGUCAGUCUCACUACCAUUCCAUUUGACAUCUACCUCAAAUUCAUGUUAUUUCAUGUUGUUUCACAAGUUGGUUGUUGAGCACAAUAAGAGAUUUGCUAAAACCACAAAACCUUUGUUUUUCUUUACAUUCAUUAUCUCUUAGCUUGCCUGCGUAAUUUGCGAGGUAAUGAAAUCAUGUUGUCUGUGUUAUCUGUGGUAAUGAUGGUGAAACACACUGAUUCUCCCGUGUGUGUGUGUGUGUGUGUGUGUGUGUGUGUGUGUGGAAGUGGUGAACCCGUGGUGUAUUCAUUAUGUCUUGCAACGGAAACCGUUUACUGUUUAAGAACCAAACAAGAGCAAACGGAACGAAAUGGGGAGGGACCCACCUGAAUUUGUCCAAUAGAAACUCUAGUUUUCGUUGCUAAACGUUUUUAGUUUGGAGUAAACAUUUUGCAACAGAAUUGCCGUAAUGAAUACACCCCUUGGCCCCUGAACCUUGUGCCUGUGUUUUGGGCUGCAUUGUUACCACUACUUGGGUUCAUGUAAAUCCCUCAACUUCUCUACGGAGACUCACUCACUCACUAGAUGACUCAACACAUAAGAGGUGUCUUAGUCUAAUCACCUAUGGUUGUGGAACCAACUUGUGAAAAGGUCUCUCUUUCCUCUCUGUCUCUUACUCUCCCUGUCAGCUCGUAAGCAGGAGAUCAUCAAAGUGACUGAGCAGCUGAUUGAGGCCAUCAACAAUGGAGACUUUGAAGCCUACACGUUAGUGAUUUGGGAUUUUAACACUGCACCAUAAAAAAAAAUUAAAAAAAACAUAUGCCUUCCGAUCUACAUCGUUUUGUGUUCCCCUUCUUCUGUCCUACAGGAAAAUCUGUGAUCCCGGCCUGACAUCCUUUGAACCAGAGGCCUUGGGAAACCUAGUGGAGGGAACCGACUUCCACAAGUUCUACUUUGAGAACGGUAAAGCACCUGCAUUCCAUUAUGCACUUGUAGCAGUAAAGAUUGACACAUAGCCAUAUAAAAACCAAUGGCUGUAGAAGCAUUAAUUACCAUGAUUGUGUACUAAUUUGAUCAAUUUCCCUCUGUCUCCCCCCAGCUCUGUCCAGGAGCAAGCAAGGGCCCGUCCACACCAUCCUUCUCAACCCCCACGUGCACCUGAUCGGCGACGACGCGGCUUGCAUCGCCUACAUCCGCCUCACCCAGUACAUGGACGCCAGCGGCAUGCCACGCACCAUGCAGUCAGAGGAGACCCGCAUCUGGCACCGCCGUGACGCCAAGUGGCAGAACAUCCACUUCCACCGCUCCGGCUCACCCACUGUGCCCGCCAAGUAAGGUGACUAGAGGUGCUCUCAUAGUGCUGUCUUGGUCGGCUGAAUUCAUUGUGGAGCUAUGUAGCUAGAUUGGUUCUUCUUUGGCCCUGAUAUCCCUACCUGGCUAAGUAAGAUAUACUUACAGUCCAUGUCCUGUAGCUGUAUCUGUCCUGUAGCUGUAUCUGUCCUGUAGCUGUAGCUGUCCUGUAGUCUGUAGCUGUAUCUGUCCUGUAGCGGUAUCUGUCCUGUAGCUGUAGCUGUCCUGUAGCUGUAUCGUCCUGUAGCUGUAGCUGUCCUGUAGCUGUACGGUCCUGUAGCUGUAGCUGUCCUGUAGCUGUAGCUGUCCUGUAGCUGUAGCUGUCCUGUAGCUGUCCUGUAGCUGUCCUGUAUCGGCUCCACCUGCACUAUGUAGUUACUCGGUCGUAGCUUACUGUAUGUAGUGUGUGUCUGUAUAUGUUUACUAGCUGCUACUGUAUGUGUGUGGUCUGUACUAUGUAGUUACUAGUCUGCUACUGUAUGUAGUGUGGUCUGUACUAUGUAGUUACUAGUCUGCUACUGUAUGUAGUGUGGUCUGUACUAUGUAGUUACUAGUCUGCUACUGUAUGUAGUGUGGUCUGUACUAUGUUCCUCUUUAGCCCUGAUCAUCCUUAGCUAGUCGGAUUGGUGACUGUAAUUGACUGUAGCUUAGCCCACCUAACCCGCUUUAUCCAGGAGCUACAGUGGGGAGAACAAGUAUUUGAUACACUGCCGAUUUUGCAGGUUUUCCUACUUACAAAGCAUGUAGAGGUCUGUAAUUUUUAUCAUAGGUACACUUCAACUGUGAGAGACAGAAUGUAAAACAAAAAUCCAGAAAAUCACAUUGUAUGAUUUUUAAGUAAUUAAUUUGCGUUUUAUUGCAUGACAUAAGUAUUUGAUCACCUACCAACCAGUAAGAAUUCCGGCUCUCACAGACCUGUUAGUUUUUCUUUAAGAAGCCCUCCUGUUCUCCACUCAUUACCUGUAUUAACUGCACCUGUUUGAACUCGUUACCUGUAUAAAAACACCUGUCCACACACUCAAUCAAACAGACUCCAACCUCUCCACAAUGGCCAAGACCAGAGAGCUGUGUAAGGACAUCAGGGAUAAAAUUGUAGACCUGCACAAGGCUGGGAUGGGCUACAGGACAAUAGGCAAGCAGCUUGGUGAGAAGGCAACAACUGUUGGCGCAAUUAUUAGAAAAUGGAAGAAGUUCAAGAUGACGGUCAAUCACCCUCGGUCUGGGGCUCCAUGCAAGAUCUCACCUCGUGGGGCAUCAAUGAUCAUGAAGAAGGUGAGGGAUCAGCCCAGAACUACACGGCAGGACCUGGUCAAUGACCUGAAGAGAGCUGGGACCACAGUCUCAAAGAAAACCAUUAGUAACACACUACGCCGUCAUGGAUUAAAAUCCUGCAGCACAUGCAAGGUCCCCCUGCUCAAGCCAGCGCAUGUCCAGGCCCGUCUGUAGUUUGCCAAUGACCAUCUGGAUGAUCCAGAGGAGGAAUGGGAGAAGGUCAUGUGGUCUGAUGAGACAAGAAUAUAGCUUUUUGGUCUAAACUCCACUCGCCGUGUUUUGAGGAAGAAGAAGGAUGAGUACAACCCCAAGAACACCAUCCCAACCGUGAAGCAUGGAGGUGGAAACAUAAUUCUUUGGGGAUGCUUUUCUGCAAAGGGGACAGGACGACUGCACCGUAUUGAGGGGAGGAUGGAUGGGGCCAUGUAUCGCGAGAUCUUGGCCAACAACCUCCUUCCUCAGUAAGAGCAUUGAAGAUGGGUCGUGGCUGGGUCUUCCAGCAUGACAACAACCCGAAACACACAGCCAGGGCAACUAAGGAGUGGCUCCGUAAGAAGCAUCUCAAGGUCCUGGAGUGGCCUAGCCAGUCUCCAGACCUGAACCCAAUAGAAGUGUAUCAAAUAUCAAAUACUUGUUCUCCCCACUGUAGCUAGCUUGGGCUGCUUUGUUUCUGCUUUGGUCUUUCUCUAGCCUCAAACACAUUUUUACAAUACAACACAAGUUACUAAUUACUAAUGUAAAAUAAGUCAAUUUCUCAUUAUCUUUGUGUUGCAGUUGAGAUUAACCCCCUAUCCUGCAGCUGUUGCUGACCUAUGGACCCCGCCUACCAACUGUCUCACGUCCUCGUCCAAUCACGUUCCAACGCUGUAACUCUGCCAUCUCAGAGUGUUGUUUACAUGUCGUCGAUGCUGGACUGAAGAUUCUUCUUGCAGGAGAUGAGAAGAAAAAACAACGAUCUUGACGAUGUCAUUUAAGAGUGAAAAUGUUUGUUGUUUUAUCGCAUUGUUCCAUUCUUCACAUUCUUCUCUCAUCGCAGGACAUUUAUAACUAAACAUGUUUUUUAAAAAUUCUAUAACUGAUUUUUUUCCUUGUUUUAAGUUUGAAUGGGAAAAUAUUCAAUCUUCAGUAAUAUACAAUGUAUAUAGCUCUGUGUUUCAACAUGAUCAGUGUCAGGGACGUGCGGUGAGCCAACAAGGUAUUCAUAUCAUCUGAAUAUUACACAUCAAUCCCAAUAACUAACGUGAUAUAGGUUUAGCCUUAAACCAACAUAUCGCAGUCUGUCAAUCCUUUUUGAAAUGUCAGUCUUUGUGCAGAAAAAUCUAUAAGAACGUAAGUGAACAACAAACAUGAGCUUGCUUUUGUUUUGGUGAUGUAUAGACUUGUGAUUGACGUGAAUCGCUAUAUCUUUGCUUAAACUCUGGAAUAUUAAACUGUUUAAAUAUGAGCUUAGUUUGCAAUCUUUUAACAAUUCAAGUUGUUCUCAACUUGCUCAAUAUUAAGUAUGAUUACUGGGAAUUUUUAUUGACAAUUUAUGUUAAGGGUCUAAUUUUAUCCUAUGUUUUAUGAUAUGUGUUUGAGUCUGCGUCAUCGCAACGUGACAGAAUUCUCAAUGAUAGAAUGUAAACUAUAGAUAUAAUGUUCACAUAUAUUACUGAAAGCCAUUGUAUGACAUAUGGAACACUGUUUUAAAGUCCAAUCAUUAUAUUUUCAUAAGGUUGAUGAUCAUGAUGUGAGUUUUUGGGGAGGGGGUUAUAUUUUUUCUUUUUUAUAUUGUGGAAUUGACAGGCUAAUUGUUUAUCAUUUCUUCCUGUCCUCACAUAUUGGUGGAACUAUUGACCCUGUCAUGUAUAGCGAAUGGUUCUCUGUUUUUUUUGGUCUGUCCGAUGUCCAUCCAUAAGAACCUAUGGAAGAAAAUAAAUAGCCUUUUACUAGCCCCUUUUACCACUGACACCUGGGUGUUAGUUACUCUACUUGACAAGUUGCAACACACAAUGUUUUAUACUGAGGAGAAGGGAGACAGUUAUAUGGGAUCACAUUGUUCUGGUCAGUUUUUCCUAGUUGGUAGAUAUUUUCAUAAAUGGGUGUGUUUUAGGUUAGUUUUGCCAAUGGAAAUGUAAGGGAAUUAGUGAUACAGUAAAAUAGAAUAAAGGUCAACCUAGAAUAUUUAGUGAUGUUACACAACGCUUGAGAUGAAAGGCACUGGGUAGGUUUGCCAUUAGGAUAUCCACCGUGGCGUUAAGAACCGUUACUUCCCCCAUUUAUGAAUUGUUCCUACAGGGAUGGUGAGACAACACAAUAAUAAUUUUAAAAAGUUAUGUUCAACUGUACUAUGGGACAAAGUGUAUAUUGUUGUCAUGAUGAGAAAGGACUGAUAGAUGUUUAAGAAAUAUCAAAUAAAAUGUGUGAUUUCUGCCAAA
Coregonus sp. 'balchen' is the source of this 26538-nucleotide messenger RNA. The record is from the annotation of a GenBank genome assembly. Lineage: Eukaryota; Metazoa; Chordata; Actinopteri; Salmoniformes; Salmonidae.